Molecule: messenger RNA, 3922 nt
Organism: Leopardus geoffroyi (Geoffroy's cat)
Lineage: Eukaryota; Metazoa; Chordata; Mammalia; Carnivora; Felidae
Gene: BHLHE22
Product: basic helix-loop-helix family member e22
Molecular function (GO): protein dimerization activity
Source: RefSeq, a predicted model, not a curated record
GCAAUGGGUGUGCGGGGUGGAAAUAAGGCAGUGUGUUCCAGGGGUACGACUGCUUUGCUCCCUUACUAGCUGAGAAUCUUGGGUGAAUUUUCGGCAAGCCAGCGGGACACUACUUCGCCCCCUCCCCCCGGAAAGUCCCGUCACCAAAUCCAGAUCAUUCCACGAACAGGGGUGGAGUAUAAUUCUCUCCCGGAAGGGUAAUUUAGCACAAGAUGAGACAGCAGUGGCGAGGGAAGGGCAGUGGGGGUGGGGUGCGGCGGAUGGGGGCGUUUGCUCUCCCCGGGACUCCCAGGCUUUGCCGCCGAGCCACAAUUUGCUGAAGGAGCAAAGAACAUCCUCGGCUCUAAGUAGGGCUUUUAGUGUGCUCAUUGAUGAGUGAAAGUCGCCACACAUGUCAAGCUAAAGGCAGUUGUUGGGUUACUAACAGGACCCAGCGCCUUGCAAACAUAUGCGCUAAGCUGUGUAUACAGAUGGCACGCAGAAUAAUGGAGCAGGCGCCUUUUAUAAAGCUCUAGCUGCUGCCUGUCUUCAGACCUGGGAAAUGAAACUAUUCAGACUCGCGGCCAGAUAGCGCCUGCGAUUGUUUGUUACCGUUUUAAUCCUAUUAAUUAAAACGUUAACCUGAUUGGGUAGAAAGCGCUGUCCCAACAGGCGAGUCUUCUUCAUAAUAACCUACUCAGAGAUAAUGAUGUAAAAGACUCCCCCGUCUGUGGCGGCGGCUGGUUGAUGGGUCCGGAAAUCUCUUGAAGGUGAAUCCAAGCAAGAUAAACGGUGCGGAGAGGCGGCGCGGGGCUGGGCUCAGAGCGGCGGCGGCAGCGGCGGCGGCUCCACUCCCUCCGCGCCCACCCUCCCACCAUGCGGGGCCGCGGCCCAUGGUGAGCCCCAGCAGCCAGCACCAUCGGCUGGAGACGAAGAAGAAGAAGAAGAGGAGGCGGAGAGCGCGGGGGAAGGCGAAAAAGAAAAAGAAGGGGAGAGGGCUGCCAGCAGCACCGGGACCGACGCGCGCACCAGCCCAGGAGCCCGGCUCGGGCGCGUCUGCGGCGCCGCCUGACUCCCCAGCCGAGGCGGCGGCGGCCGGCGCGGCGGGCCGGGGCUGUGCGCCGGCGCCGGACCAUGGAGCGCGGGCUGCACCUCGGCGCAGCCGCCUCGGGCGAAGACGACCUCUUUCUGCACAAGAGCCUGAGCGCCUCCACCGCAAAGCGCUUGGAGGCGGCUUUCCGCUCCACGCCCCCGGGCAUGGACCUGUCCCUGGCGCCGCCGCCCCGGGAGCGCCCGGCGUCGUCCUCCUCCUCGCCCCUGGGCUGCUUCGAGCCGGCUGACCCCGAGGGGGCAGGGCUGCUGCUGCCACCGCCUGGGGGAGGCGGCGGCGGCGCGGGAGGCGGCGGCGGCGGCGGCGGCGGGGUGGGCGUCCCCGGGCUGCUCGUGGGCUCUGCCGGCGUUGGGGGCGACCCUAGCCUGAGCAGUCUGCCGGCUGGGGCCGCCCUGUGCCUCAAAUACGGCGAGAGUGCGAGCCGCGGCUCGGUGGCCGAGAGCAGCGGCGGCGAGCAGAGCCCCGACGACGACAGCGACGGCCGCUGCGAGCUGGUGCUGCGGGCCGGAGGCGCCGACCCGCGGGCCUCCCCGGGCGCGGGAGGCGGCAGCGCCAAGGCGGCCGAGGGCUGCUCCAACGCCCACCUCCACGGCGGCGCCAGCGCCCCCUCGGGGGGCCCCGGCGGCGGCGGCGGCGGCAGCGGCGGGGGUAGCAGCGGCGGCGGCGGCAGCGGCGGCAGCGGCGGCGGCAGCAGCAGCAGCAAGAAAUCCAAAGAGCAAAAGGCGCUGCGGCUCAACAUCAACGCCCGGGAGCGCCGGCGGAUGCACGACCUGAACGACGCGCUGGACGAGCUGCGCGCGGUCAUCCCCUACGCGCACAGCCCCUCGGUGCGGAAGCUCUCCAAGAUCGCCACGCUGCUGCUCGCCAAGAACUAUAUCCUCAUGCAGGCGCAGGCCCUGGAGGAGAUGCGGCGCCUCGUCGCCUACCUCAACCAGGGCCAGGCCAUCUCGGCCGCCUCGCUGCCCAGCUCCGCGGCGGCGGCGGCGGCCGCCGCUGCCCUGCACCCGGCGCUCGGCGCCUACGAGCAGGCUGCCGGCUACCCGUUCAGCGCCGGGCUGCCCCCGGCCGCCUCCUGUCCGGAGAAGUGCGCCCUGUUUAACAGCGUCUCCUCCAGCCUCUGCAAACAGUGCACGGAGAAGCCUUAAACACACCCCCGGAAAACACUAGACCGACCCCAAAGCUAGAGGAAAGUGAAAAGCUGCCCCCCACCCCUUUUACUUUGGUCCUCUCGUAGUUGUGAAACACUUGCAAACAAAACAGAGGCGAAAACUGAGAAGUAUCAGAGACAAACGGGACUUUUAGCCUCGACAUCCCCAGAAUCUCGGUCUUUGGGGUGGGGAGGGAGGGAGGAGGGAGGUGGAGUUGGGAUGAAGUAUGGAUGUUUUUUUUUUUUUUUUUCUCAGAAAAGUGGCAACUUUGGUGGCAGCCUAGACCGCAAGGAAGCUUAAAAUAUAAGUUGGGAAGUAGUCGCUUGGUUAUUAAGCGUGGAGAGUAUUUAUUAAAUGGCAAAAUACUAAUCCUACUAAAUAAUUGUGAAUUUGGCUAGUGCUGAGGGGCAGAGGAGGAGUCCGGGGUUGGGUGGCUUGUGGGAUGAAUAUUCAUUCAGACAAAUCAGAAAGGGCACUUGAAAAUAAAUUUUGAUUCUGAGCCAGGAGAAAAACUUGAAAUGUAGACUUAUUUAAGUGGGGGAAGAAAACCAGAAAGAGACACAUUGCUAUGAAAGACUUGUAUUUUUUAUUGUCUCUGAACUUUAAUCCUGUGAAAAUGCUCAAAAGUUUUGGCAAGAGUGAUAUAAAAAAAAAAAAAAAAAAAACUGACUGUGGCUGAAAGAAUUGCAUUUAAAAAUAUUUAUGUGCACCUUGUUACUUUUCACUCUGCAAUGAUGUAUUAACAAUUCAUGGUAUUUAUUUGUUAUUUUUCAGUGACCCUUCCACAUCAACAAUAUUUAUCAUGUGUUAAGGUCAUGGGUCUUUUGUGCAGAUUUUUUUUAAUGCCUCUAAAAUUCUGUUUUAUAGAUUAACUUAUACUGUGUGCCAAGUGUUUAAAAGGUUUAUUUGCCAACAAGUAUGAAGAGACAUAUUGAUGUAUCUGAGCUGCUUAGGUUUAUCAAAGGUCACCUGGAUAUUUUCAGUUGCAUCAUCCCUGUAUUUAAAUUGAGCUUUAAUAAAUUGCUUCAGUCCAAAAAUUACAGGAAGGUGUAUUCUUAAUUGAUGAAUGAAUUGAUCUCUUUUUUUGAAAGGGGACUCCUUUGCAUUCUAAAAGGGAAGGACAUCACAGCAAUAGAUCCUAUAAGUAAGAACAUGCUAAGCAAAUAUUUUUCCAGGCUGUGCUGUGCAUUUUUAAAAGGUCUAAUUUAAUUGCUUUUAAUAUAUAUGUACAUAUAUAAGUUAUUUUAACUGUGGAGAAUUAUUUAAGUUAAAAGACUGGUUUGAUUUGCCUAUGGUGUGAAAUCCUUUGUUAUUUUUCUAAAAAAAAAAUAAAAUUUAAAAAGAAAUAAAAUAAAACUAAGGAAGAGCAAGAAGCUAUUUACCCAAAGUGAGCUUUCAGUUUUAGUUUGCAUGGCUGUUUGCCUGCCUUUCUAUCCUAUGAAAAUCAAGAAAACCUUUUUUUAAAAAUGGAGUCCUGCUAUUUUCCACUCCUUGCAGAUAAUACAAAUUCAGCUUGUCAGGUUGGACGGCGAGUUGGGAGCUAUGAUGGAUUUACUGGCGGGUUUUGGAUGUGUAAAGAAUGAUAUAUAUAUCAAAUAGGUCAAUCAGACUAUGACAGCUAUGUACGACCAUUUGUAUGUGUAUCUAUGUCAGAAAGAAUCUUUAUUAAAAUAUUUUGAUCAAA